This is a messenger RNA of Lineus longissimus, 1500 nucleotides long. Its product is annotated as paxillin-like. The record is from RefSeq and is a predicted model, not a curated record. Lineage: Eukaryota; Metazoa; Nemertea; Pilidiophora; Heteronemertea; Lineidae. The transcript is spliced from 5 exons. The coding region runs from base 65 to 457 and encodes 130 amino acids. Gene Ontology annotation, cellular component: nucleus; Z disc. Gene Ontology annotation, molecular function: transcription coregulator activity.
UACUGAAGGGAAAGGUCGGGGUCAGCUGACGGGAUUUAUCAGCAGGGAAAAAACUAGCGUAGAGAUGGCUGACAGCGGCGCCGGGAUCACGGACGAAAAUGACCCAAGCAAGGGAAACUGCAUGUCCUGUAACAAGGCACUUGCUGGGAGCGUGUCGACUGUGAUGGGGAAGAAAUUCCACAAGGACUGCUUUAUUUGCCAUGAGUGCAAGCUCUCCCUGCAUGGCCAGCAGUUUUACGAAAAGAAUGGCAAACCUUAUUGCCAGAAGGACUAUGAAAACCUGCGAGGCGCCACCUGCGCAAUGUGCGACAAGGUGAUAGCUGCAACCGAGAAGGUCCUGCGAUACAUGGACAAGGAUUGGCACAGCGACUGCUUCAAAUGCUGCAAAUGUGGCGGAGAUGUAGGCUCAUCCUUCUACGUGAAGAACAACCUGCCCUGCUGUGAAAAGUGCAAGUAAAUGUCGCAAUAGGGAGCCUCUGUCGGGGAGAAGCCCAGCACUGGAACGAAUACUCGGAUAGGAAAAGGACAAUAAAUGUCAAAUAUCAAGCAUUUCUAUUGAAGUCAGGAUUUUCAUAGAUUUACAUGGAGGGGUAACGCAAAUAUCUGUGUGAAGCCAUUAAUUCGACUGUUGCUACAUCAGUCUUCGGCUACAAUGGAACCAGCGGCAUAACAACCCCACUAUGAACCAAAUCGCAAAUAUUUAUGCUUCUCCUAAAGAUAAGGCUUUUGUAAUUUCUGACACUCCCCGACAGAAAAUAUAUAUUACAUGCUUGUAUAGUUAUCCAUGGAAAUUAUAUAUAAAUUUUGUUUCACGAUUAAUUUGUAAGAAGAACCACGCUAUAAUUCAUAUCAUUUAGAGACACCCGAAGGGGGUGAAAUGUACUUUCUUACUGCAUCAGUAAUAGCAAGUAUGGCUCAGAAAACCUUGGUAACAGAAAUAUUUAUUCCAACCAUCAUCCUAAAUAUCAACAUCAGAUGCUUUGCCGCUGAUAAAAGAAUGAUGACGCAUUGUCAAACUAUUAUGUCAACAUAGAUGCCGUAAACUAAUUCCAUCCAACAGAGGACCAUCGCAGAACGAUUCAGAUGCGACGUCAUAUCCGUUUCACAUCCGGGUGACCAUCUCGCCGCCAUCUUGAUACGCAACAUGUUGUAGAUUAGGUAAAGCUGCACUGUAUGCGUGAAUGACGGUGAACCACAUCCUCUUACAGUAGGACGUAGUAUCGUUCCUAAAAUACAAACUACACAUUGUAUGUGAGUCGUAUAUUUACGAAACGAUUCAAAAUCUUGCUGUGAGAUUUUUGACAAACCUUUACGAGUUACAGUCUGGAUUAGCUUAAUUCUCAUGUAGCUUCUAAAAUUUAUUGCCUGAUAAACUAUCAAGGAACGUGAUAACCACAGAAAUGUCGUAAACCAACAGCUUAAAAAACGUAGAAAAUAAUGAAUUAGUAGAUGUCAUUUUUAUAUCAAACUGAAGUUCUUUUAUGAGAACUAAAUGUACUC